Molecule: messenger RNA, 1080 nt
Organism: Exophiala xenobiotica
Lineage: Eukaryota; Fungi; Ascomycota; Eurotiomycetes; Chaetothyriales; Herpotrichiellaceae
Exons: 3
Coding region: 1-1080 (359 amino acids)
Biological process (GO): chromatin organization
Cellular component (GO): nucleus
Source: RefSeq, a predicted model, not a curated record
AUGUCGGGGCCUUCGAAUCCCCCAUCCGGUGCCUCCACGCCACGAGCCUUCACCAGCACCGGCUCAACAGCAGAGGACUUACUCAAGUCGCAAACGGUGGGCCUCGUCAACCUCGCAGACUUCCGGAAACGUCGCGCCGAUGUUCUCGAGCAGAAGGAGAAAGAAGCGCGGAGCCCUCGCGAUGCGGAUGAUAGUGACGGUGCGGUGACACGACGAGCGGACCGACCUCCCCAGAAGAAGAAAAAGAAGGCUGCGAAGGGUCUUUUGUCUUUCGGCGAUGACGAGGAUAUUGGAGAUAGUGGUAUAUCUACGCCUACAGCACGAAGUUCGCAGCCAUCAGUUGAGCCGUCGCCUGAGCCGUCAGGCAUUGCCACGAAAUUGACGCCGAAUCCCAAGUCGGGUUUACCUCCGCCGCGAGCAGUCACGAAGGCUGCACUCGCUGCUGAAGCGCUGGAACGGGAGCGCCUGAGAAAAGAAUUCCUCGAGAUGCAGGAGGCUGUGAAAGAGAGCGAGAUCGCGGUGCCGUUUGUGUUCUAUGACGGCGCGAAUAUACCGGGCGGCACUGUAAGGGUGAAGAAGGGAGAUCACAUUUGGCUCUUUCUGGAGCGCUGUCGCAAGGUUGGCGCGGAGCUGGGAGUGAGUGGGAGUGCGAAUGGGAGUGGUGCGACGUUGAAGACUAUCGAGAGCAGUAAGAAGCAGUGGGCACGGGUGGGUGUGGAUGAUCUGAUGUGCGUGCGUGGGGAGGUCAUUGUGCCGAAUCAUUACGAGUUCUAUUACUUUAUCGCGAACAAGAUUCCCGACCCAUCCAGAGAGGGAAGGUUGCUGUUUGAGUAUGAGGGAACAGCCCCGAAAAAGACAGAUGGUGAAGAGCCAUCGUUGAUUCGCGUGCCGGGUAGGGAGGAGUUAGAAGGGCAGAAUGACGAUCCGACAAUGACGAAAGUAGUUGAUCGGCGGUGGUAUGAGAAGAACAAGCACAUCUAUCCUGCGAGUGUGUGGAAGGAGUUCAAAGUUGGUAAAGAGUUUGAAGAGAUGGCGAAGGGCAGGAAAGAUGCACAGGGAAAUGCCUUUUUCUUUGGCUAA